This is a messenger RNA of Gadus morhua (Atlantic cod), 6589 nucleotides long. RefSeq names its product zinc finger BED domain-containing protein 4-like. The record is from RefSeq and is a predicted model, not a curated record. The coding region runs from base 4999 to 6135 and encodes 378 amino acids. Gene Ontology annotation, molecular function: protein dimerization activity. NCBI's taxonomy places the organism in Eukaryota, Metazoa, Chordata, Actinopteri, Gadiformes, Gadidae. The transcript is spliced from 2 exons.
UCUAUUCCGCACGGAAUUGUAUUCCGAUUGAGGCGUAUUAUAUUAUAUUAAUACGCCUCAAUCGGAAUACAAUUCUCUGAUCUGUAGAAUUAAUUUAUAAACAUAAUUGGCUCAAAAAGCAGGAAAGGACCAAGCUGCUGAAAUUUAAACCAUAGUGUGACGGAGCUGGACCAUUAUUCAUUUCUUUUCCAGAUAUUUUAGAUUUUCACCAUGGUAUCGGUUCAAUAUCGAGUAUCGAGGUAUUUUCGGGCAGGUAUCGUAUGGAAAUCAUAAUUUUGGUAUCGUGUAACACUGGCCCCGGCAGAGACUUUCAAAGUUUACAGCAAAUCCCUUGUCCAAUUUCCUCAAGGAAGAUCCCAAGCAAAUUAUCUUUUAAGUUGAAUAGUGGAGUUUUUCUUCAAGCCUCCCUAGAGGCUCAUAGUUAGAACAUAGACCCAAAAUGUUGAACUGUUGUAAAAGGUUGAUCAAUGGAAUUAAACAAUGAGAGAACAAAGAUUAAUCUCAUGAGGCUGUGUUGAGGGUUUAAAUAUUCAGAAGCACAAACCUGCAUGUUGAGAUUAUCGUGGUUAAGCAAGCUUGUAAUUCACAAAAUAUGUGAGUGCUUCUCUUCUUUAAAAAUAACUGGUCUUUGUUAUCACCCCGGCCCUACGCUGGUUUCUGACAUUAAUGUAUGUCAAGUCCUGUUCUCAAAAGAUAAUGAUGAACAGUGUGCAUUAUCAAGAAACUGCAUUGCCAGCAGGACCCUGCUGUCCUUGGUAAUCCCAAAUGUAAUUCCAACUAGUUGAAUGUAUUAAGAUAGAGGAGGAAUUGAUAUCAAAAUGUUUUUUUUACACGUGGUUGUAUUAUGGGGGGGGGACCUGGGGUGUGGCUAUACCGAUGUAGCCUAAAAGUCUAUGAUAGCCGUAUGCUAAAUGACCAUGAUUUGCUGCAAGCUGAGAUAUGAAGCCCCUCGCGCAGUUCAAUGCGCCCAUCAAUGCUGCUGUCUGCUGAUGGAAGAAUAGGUUAGUCCUGUGCUUCGGUUCUGAACCGCGGCCCACACUGAAGGCCACAGUUGAGUUUGAAUCAGUUGGGUCAUAUCAAGGUCCCUCACUCCCUCAAUAAGCGACCCCCGCCCCCCCUCUGUGUUUCUUUCUUUGAAGCACACUCACGAGCCCCUCCCCCAAGACAAGAAAGGAUCUGGCUGCCUGCCCCAUCUGCGCAGGCUGGUCUCCCACAGCCUGUAGACACAGCUGCUGGGGGCCUUUGUCCCACACAGCUCCCAGUGCUGAACUCCAGUGAGAGACACCCCUUCCCGACACCUUCCUUAAUAUGACCCAGAUUAGGCCUAAUUUGCGGAUCCUAUGCUCUGACCAGCAGAGAGUUGACCGUGUCUCAUCUUGCUCUUUUGACCCUGGUGGUUCUGACCUGAAGAGGUAUGUCCACCAUGACUCAGUCCACCCGCUAGUCGCUGCUGCUUUCAGAACUAAAUGUGGCUCCGGUGGUGUCAUCUAUCCUUUUCUUUCUCAUGCUUCCUCUUCUCCUAGCCAGACAUCCAGCUCAUUUAUUUCCUCCCUCAUCUUCUUUGAAUGAGGCCCUUGGAACCACUUUCCGCUAGCGGAGAUGUUCCAUAAAGUUUGAGCCUCCAUGAAGUGCUGCACAAUGCUGUUGUGAUUGAUCCCUCCCAGGGUGUUAAAAAAUGAAUUUGAAUCAGCCACUUGUGCAAUUUACAUUGCAGAAGUCUGAUUGGUGUAUCAUCUGCUGAGGCCACAAUAUCUUCAUUUUUUGACGCUGCAUGCACUGGGCACCAUUGAGCACAUGACCUCUCCGGGUCAUUAUUCCACCAUUAUGCACUCAAGUAUGGAGUUUAGUAGAGCAUUGCUACAAAUGUUUCCCCUCAACACUAAAGUCCUGUCCCCUGUACACCGUUCAAACACUGGCCUUUGUACACAAAUGGACCAUUGGAUUGGAGUGUAUGUUUGAUUUGGAUCCCUCACACACACACACACACACACACACACACACACACACACACACACACACACACACACACACACACACACAAUGUGUGUGUAUCCGCCUGCUGUGCCACAUCCUCUUUUCAGGUAAAAAAAAAUGGACACCUGACAUGCUAAAUGCAAAGGUCUUUACCUUCCCUCCAGAAUCUUUGCAGUUGCGCUGCGUCUCUGUUGCUGUAGAGUCCAGAUGACUGCAGACUCUACCAUAUAUGGUCAUUUACUGGUCUGUGCCUGACACCCUUCCAAAACCAUUUCCUUGUUGCGCUGCAAUUGGCUGCUGCUAGCAAUGCCGAUACACAUGAACUCUGGGAUAGGCUGAGAGAGGAAGAGCAGGCAGGAUGGCUGAAUCGGUUCAAGCCUUAUCUAUCUUUCCAAGUCACUUACUGUAGAGUAGCCAACAAGAUUACAUUUUUUUAUUUGCUAGUAUUAUUGACAUUGCCAAUGCUCAUUGUAUGGCCUGGUUAUUAAUGUGUAUGACAUUCAAAUACAAUGAACACAUUUAUUGUCAAGUUAAAUGCUAUUGUCUCUAGCAUGUAACAUAUUCAAUCUAACCAGUUGCAUUGUCCUAGAUAAUAUUUCACAUUUGGUAACCUAUCUGUCUGUUUCAAGUGUUUCCUGACUUAUCUUGUUCCCUACUUCAGUUCCCACACAAAAGCCUAGUCAGAAUAGGCUGUAACUGCUGUUCAUGACUUUUUCUCAGGAGCUGGGCGGAAUGCAUGGCAAACCCUAGUUCAUGUGUUAGUCACAUGUGGACCCGGAGGAAUCUAUCUAUACAGAUCUACUGUGCAGAAAAACUAAUUUCUUAUCUUUAUCAAUUGAAUUAGUGUUUGCAGAGCGUGCUCUGUAUCUUUGCAGUGUUUCUCUAUUUCAUACUAACCUUGCAUGUUGCUAUGCAACACAAGCAACUGCAUGGCCUCAGACAUUCCUCUGUUAGGAUAAAAAUGUGUGUAGUAUUUUUUAGACAUGUUAGUUAAUGGUUUGAUGGCUGUGACUUGAAUCUCCAUUUUUGGGUAUGUGUUUUGAAUCUGCUAAUUUCUCGUUUUCCUGGAGAUGGUUGGUGCUUGCACCUCAAUUUCUUGCUAAGCUUAUUAUAAGCAAUAGUAUGGAGCAUUUGGUUACCUGCAAGUCCUGCUUAUGUAUUACCUGAUAUGAAUUAAAUCAUCCAGUGGGUAUCAUGGUGUUGCAUUUGGAUAGUUGGUCUUGUUAUGGCGCCUGCUGCUAAGGUGUUGGGACAUACAGGCAGAGAUUUUUCAGCAGAGUUUUGUAAAGCAAAACAUAUUUUAAUAAAUUUUGAGGGAACAGCAUAAAGCUUACCAAACAACCAUCUUGUUUUGCUGGCAUUGGCCGAAGGCUGGCCGGCGAUAGCUGUUUUCCAAGUUUGAUAAUUAGUUGGCAUUGCUGAACUCUUAGCAUAAUCACACAUCGGAUGAUUACAUAAUCAUCCUAUCAAAUCCUGUUUGCACAAGCCCGGGUCGAGCAAGAUACAACAGUUCCUCAUUACCUUCCAUAUUUAUAUUUCUAAAAAAUAAAUUGGCAAAAAACAUGGCAGCAGCUUGAUUGAGCUCGCUCAUACCUCCCCCAAAAUUAACUCUCUAAUUCGAAUUUAUCUUACAUCCAAAUAGGAAAUAAUUAGUGUUGCACCGAUUCCGAUACCAGUAUCGGAAGGAGAUCCGAUCCAGCACUAAAAUGGUGGUAUCGGAAUCGGCGAGUACCAACAAAUAGUGCACCGAUACCAUUUUGAUGCUUGUAUGUCACUUAAACGUAGCCUUCUCUCUCCCGACACUCACUAUCGCUAUUGGCCUGCUCCAGACCAAUGAGCGGGCCAAUAGCCGCUCUUAACCGUCUUUUUCAUGCGGCGGGAAAACAAACCAGGAGAAGAAAAUGUCUGCAGUGUGGAAUUAUUUCAUUAUAGAAACGCCGGCGAGUACAUUGGCUAAAUGCAAGAUUUGCGACCUGAAAGUUUCGAGAGGUGGAGUUAAACGGGGCAGUUUCAAUACCUCGAACCUGAUAAAACAUUUGAAGUCGAAACAUGUGAACGAACACAAAGAGUUCGAGACUGAGGCAACUGCAGCUAGCAAGAGAAAGCGGGAUGGACCGCAGCAACGAUCCCUGGUCAGUUCACUUCGUGUGAAAGAGCAGUGGGACGAGAAGAGUGAAGCAGCAAGACAGAUGUCCGAGAAAAUAACCGAGAUGACUUCUCUGUAACCUGCCCCUCUCCUUCGUUGAAAGCGUGGGCUUCCGGCUUUUUAUGGCUAACGCAGUACCUAAGUAUAAGGUCCCAAGUCGCAAAUACAUCACGGGGACGACUAUCCCUGCACUAAAACAUAAAGUAACGGAGCAUGUUUUAGGAAAGCUAGGGGAGGCAGGGACCAUAAGCUUUUCAACUGACAUCUGGAGCAGCCAAGUCUCCCCACUUUCCCUGCUUAGCUUGACAGCCCACUGGGUAAACUUGGAAACAUUCACUCCAGAAAGCGUCAUACUUCAUGCGAAUGAAUUCAAGGGAUCACACACGGGCGAAGCUAUUGCAGGAGCAAUAGAGCGCAUGCUGCUCAACUGGAGCAUCCCGAAGUCAAAGGUAACGUAAGUUUUCUAGUCUAGACUUUGAAAGAAAUGCCGCAGUAAUUUGCGGCAGUAAUUUAAGCCGUAAAGGGGGUGUGUGUGUGUGUGUGUGUGUGUGUGUGUGUGUGUGUGUGUGUGUGUGUGUGUGUGUGUGUGUGUGUGUGUGUGUGUGUGUGUGUGUGUCGUGCUCUCUAUUGCGACUUGUCUAUUUAAUAUAGCACUCGUGGGAGUAGGGUAGGUAAGGGAUUAUCCCUUACCUACUACCCCACUCCCACGAGUGCUAUAUUGCUUUUAUAAAACAAUUCUACCGUCAACAAAUUAACAUUUCAACACAAAGCUUUGGUUAGUUUUUAUUAUUAUAAUUACAUUAUUAUUAAUAAUAAUAUUAUUAUUAUUAUUAUUAUUAUUAAGGGUCCAUGCCAUUCUUCGGGACAAUGCAAGCAAUAUGAAGAAGGCAAUGAGGGACCUGGGAGUCUCCAGCCUGGGAUGUUUCUCGCACAUGAUUCAACUCGUGGUGCACGAUGGACUGCUGUCCCAGCGAAGUGUGAGCGAUGCGCUGGCCAGUGGGAGAAAAAUAAUUGGGCACUUCAAACAUUCCCCAUUGGCCACAUUAAGACUUGAAACUGUCCAGACGGGACUGGGAAUGCCAGUCAAACGUCUGAUCCAAGAUGUUCCCACCCGCUGGAACUGCACCUUUUAUAUGACUGCGAGCCUGCUGGAGCAAAAGAGUGCCAUCUCACUCUAUGCUGCAGACCACCAGCUCCCAGCAACACUGACAGCAAGUGACUGGACCUUGCUGGAGAAAAUCAACCCUCUUCUGGCUCCAUUUGAAGAGAUCACAAAACGGAUCAGCUUCGCCACCUCCACCACCUCAGAGGUCAUCCCCUCAGUCAUCGUCCUGAAGCGUCUGUUGGCCAAACAGACCACAGAGGACAGCGGGAUAAAAACAAUGAAGGCGACACUUCUAGCAGCUAUGGGCACAAGAUUCCAGACCGUUGAGGCGGAGCCCUUGUACUCUGUUUCAACCAUAAUGAACCCACGUUACAAAGACAGAUACUUCAUAAGUGCAGAGAGCAGCAAGCUUGCAAGAAGUGCACUGACCCAAGAGGUGGAGAAAAAUGAGGAGUCAUCACUGCAGACAACCACCACCGAGGCAGCAGACCCAGCCAGUAAGACCCCAAGGAUGACAGCAGAGCCCAACACAAGCAGCUGCUUUAAGGGGCUGUAUGAGGAAUUCCUGCAAGAGCAUGCUGCUGAACAAGGUGGGGCCAGCAGCACAGUUACACAGGUGCAGAUAGAGACAUAUCUGGCUGAGAAAACAAUCCACCGCACAGAGAGCCCAUUCGAGUACUGGGGAAAGAAUAAAGAAUGGUUCCCCUCCCUGGCUACUACAGCUGCAAAGUUUCUCUCCGCUCCCUCCACCAGCGUAGAUAGUGAGAGGCUUUUCAGCACAGCUUCUAACAUACUUGAUGAGAAGAGGAAUAGGCUGUCAGGAGAUCAUGUAGAAACACUAAUCUUCCUCAAGAAAAAUCUGCCAAUGUACCUGAGCUUGAACCCCAAAGACUUGAAUCCUCAAAAGUAAACAAGAGUAAACACUACUAGGUGUUGUGUGACAGAUCUGUCACUGAUUAAUGCUAUUUGUUCUUACCUCAGAUACGUUAAAUUAAUGCAGCUAUCUCUCAAAUGUACCUCAUAUGUAUAUUAUUUCUUAUUUUAAUACAAUUUAACGUUCUACUUCUUACUGUUGCACUAGUUUUAUACACUAGUAUUAUGUUAUAAUUUUAUGAAAGUUGCACUAUUUUGGCAUUUGAGAGCCAAAACUCAGGGUUUUUAAGAGUUUGUAAUGUAUUUUUAAUGUAAUGUCAUUUUAAUGUAUUUUACUUUCUUACUGUUGCACUGUAACUGUUGCACUGUUCACUUCUAUUAUACAUGUUCUAAUUUCAUGAAUGUUGCACUAUGUUGGCCUUUGAGAGCCAAAAGUUUAUUCAGCUAUUGUUGUCACCCAUACCAGGUAGGCAAUAAAAAGUUCUACUGGA